Lineus longissimus is the source of this 2185-nucleotide messenger RNA. RefSeq names its product leucine dehydrogenase-like. The record is from RefSeq and is a predicted model, not a curated record. Lineage: Eukaryota; Metazoa; Nemertea; Pilidiophora; Heteronemertea; Lineidae. Gene Ontology annotation, molecular function: oxidoreductase activity, acting on the CH-NH2 group of donors, NAD or NADP as acceptor. Gene Ontology annotation, biological process: amino acid metabolic process. The transcript has 10 exons. The coding region runs from base 73 to 1749 and encodes 558 amino acids.
UCGUUCGCGCAGCUGUCACUAAAAAAGUGAAAGAAUAAAAUUCUGAUUUCUCCUUUUAAAUUCCGUUUAAAAAUGUCCCAGCGAAUAUUUUCUUAUGUCAAUAAUUCUCAACUAAGGAGCAAGUUGUUUAGAAACAUUCCAAAACGAAUAGAAUCAUCAUUUCUACCGAUAAAUGUAAAAAUUUCAGCAUUUUCAUCACUAUCCUCAAACUGUGUACACAGUCCUACACAAAAUGUACAGAGUGGUCGAGUUCAUAGGCCAAGUCUUGGAAAAGUGGAAGGUCGUUCUUUAUCCAAGUCAACAGACUACAAGAAAUUUGGUGUAAGAAGUUUUUACACCAACUCAAGAAUUUGUCGUGCAUACAGCACAUAUUCAGGAAGCCGGGAUCUCCUUGACAUUGAACCAAAUGAAUUUGUUAAAUUUUUGAAGGAAAAGAAUAUCCAGCGCUGUUACAUGGUGCAUGAUCCUGAUUUGGAGAAGCCAGUAGUUUCACAUCGAGAGCUCCAGGAAUUUGCAGAGUUCUUUGCCCAAGAUAAAAUAGAUUAUCGUCAACAUGAGGGUGUUUUCAUGGAAAUUGGACCACGUUCGAACUGUUUGCUUGGAGCCUUUGUGUGGAACACAAACAGAGGGCAGGCUUGUGGUGGAAUUCGACUGUGGCAGUACACAAAGAUGGAAACAUAUAUCCGGGAUGGGCUACGAUUGGCGUUUGGGAUGGGAGUGAAAUCAGCCCUGGCAGGACUUUGGGCUGGAGGUGGCAAAGGUGUCGUCGCUGAGCCUCUUGGAAUGAAACACCUUGAUCCUGAAUUCCGUGAAAAGCUCUUCUAUGAUUAUGGAGAGCUGCUGUCUUCACUGAAUGGAUGCUAUGUGGCUGCAGAAGAUGUUGGAUUGAAUGUGGCUGACUUGAACAAUGUUCACCUGAAGACGCGGUAUACUACAUGUAUCGGUGAAGACCUGGGUGGAUCUGGGAACCCGUCCAUAGCAACCGGCAAAGGUGUGGUGAGUGCAAUGGAAGGUGCCAUCGAUUUUCUGGAUAUGGGAAGUUUGAAUGGAAAGACAGUAGCCAUACAGGGUGCAGGAAAUGUUGCUGUGGUUAUCAUAGAGGAGCUCCUUGAGAGAGGUGUCGGACACAUCUAUGUAUCGGAAUGCAAUCAGCUGAGACUGGAGGAUGCACAGGAUCUGUUCAGGGGAAAGGCUGAUGGUCGUCUUACUCUGAUGAAGGUGCCACUAGAUGAUACAAGUAUUAUGGAAUACGACUGUGAUAUACUGUCUCCUUGUGCUCUUGGGAAUUGUUUGAACAAGGACACCAUUCCUAAAAUCGGUGCCAGAAUCAUCUGUGGCGCUGCCAAUAACCAACUUGGCUGUGAUGACGAUAAUCAGCUGUUGGCAGAUCGAAACAUCACAUAUGUCGUGGAUUUUCUUGCAAAUAGGAUGGGCAUUGUGAACUGUGCCAAUGAGGCCUAUGGUCGUCUGCCUGAUGAUCCAGCGAUAGACAGACACUUCACAGAAGACUGGGAGAAUUCAAUUUACCACAUGACAAAGAAAAUCCUGCAGAAGGCUGAGGAGGAAAAAAUCACGCCACACAAAGCCGCCAUGGAGAUAGCGGCUCACAUGAGUCGGCAGCUCCACCCAAUAUGGCCAAAUCGGAGCCAGAAAAUCAUCCGAUCACUUGUUGAUAUGGGAUGGCAUCGUGGAGAUGACUACUGGAGGUCAAGCUUGAAUCAUCCUAUAGGUUCAACUGAGAGGUUGUAAACAUGGAGAUCACUGUUGACUUACCAUUAAGGUUUAACUGGGAGGUCAAUUUGAAGGUCAAUAUUUAAUUACUGUUCAGGUCAACUGAGAGAUUUUAAAACAUUUGAAUGUCAGUGUUGAAUUUCCAUGGAGGUUCAGCUCGGAGGUUGGAAACUUUUGAAAAUUCUAAAUUAUACAAAACAAUACAAUGCAAAGUCUUUGUACAUGUAUGUAGUCGUUUGCCCUGCUCAAAGCACUGUUCUCCUCAUUCUCACAACUAACUAAUUAUUGUAAUGUAAUGCACUAGCAAUGCAUGGGAUCCAUGAUCAUAACUUGUUAAUAUUAUCUCUGACAUGUCUAAUGUUAUGUUUGUGGACCUCCCUUAAAUAUUUAUUUUGUGCGUGUGCAAUCUCGGUAGUAACUCUAGCUACGAUUUUUGUUUAUUGAGAACUGAUAA